UGGCAGCGCGGGGCCAUGGCGCAGCGGAGAGCGGGGCGGGGCCCCGGCGAGCUGGCGAGCGCCCAGUCCCAGCAGGAGCGCAUUGAAGGAAAGGCCCAUACAGAAGGUGGAUCAGCACGAAUGUCACUCCUCAUAUUAGUGUCCAUCUUUCUAUCUGCUGCUUCGAUUAUGUUUCUAGUGUAUAAAUAUUUUCCACAGCUUAGUGAUGAAGAGAGAGAAUGUAUAAAGAUUCCCAGAGACAUGGAUGAUGCUAAGGCCUUAGGAAGAGUCCUCUCCAAAUACAAAGACACCUUCUACAUCCAAGUAUUAGUGGCUUAUUUUGCCACGUACAUUUUCUUGCAAACAUUUGCUAUACCUGGCUCUAUAUUUCUCAGUAUCCUCUCAGGGUUUCUUUAUCCAUUCCCAUUAGCCUUAUUUCUUGUCUGUCUGUGUUCUGGACUUGGUGCUUCUUUCUGUUAUAUGCUUUCAUAUUUAGUUGGACGGCCAGUUGUGUACAAAUAUUUAACAGAGAAAGCAGUGAAAUGGUCAGAGCAGGUUGAACGACACAGAGAACACCUCAUUAACUACAUAAUAUUUUUGAGAAUAACGCCUUUUCUUCCUAAUUGGUUUAUCAAUAUAACAUCUCCUGUAAUAAAUGUACCACUUAAAGUAUUUUUCAUUGGUACUUUUCUAGGUGUUGCACCACCAUCUUUUGUAGCAAUUAAGGCAGGAACAACACUGUACCAGCUUACAACAGCAGGGGAAGCAGUUUCCUGGAACUCUGUGUUUGUUCUCAUGAUUCUAGCUCUUCUCUCUAUUCUGCCAGCUGUCUUCCAGAAGAAGCUUAAACAAAAGUUUGAAUAAAGAUCACAUUGGAUCUAAAUUUCCCAUAAUUCAUCUCAGGAUCAGCACUUCUGAUAUUCUUAUGUUUGUUUUUUAUCAGAUCCUCAGCAGUGUGAAAAAGGGGAGAACUUCCUUAUUUCUCUAAAGGAGCUUAUUUUACUUCUGAAAUUCAAGGAACUGUGUUCAGAAAUACUCUGCAUAUAGUUUUGUAGCCCAAACCAUCAGUGUUUUAUUCUUUGAAGGCGAGAGGAGGGAACUCAAAACACAGAAGAUUAGUUAACUUUUUUUUGUUUUGCUUCAUAUAUGGGGCAGAAGGGCAAAAUUGGAUAGUUUAAAAUGCAACCUACAAAUACUGGUUUCUAAAAGUUCAAAUAACUUUUGAUUGGUCAAUGUAAUUUGUAGCACUCUACAGACUUUCAUGUAACUUAAUGGUUUAAUCUGAAUAAUUUUCUCCUCAUUCUAAUUUUCCACUUUCAUCUGCUCUUGUCCUUACUGGUCCCAGAAUAAUGUAAAGUACAAUGGCAUUCACUUGUGAAACAUAAGGCUUCUCUCUUGGAGCAGUAUGUUAAAUUCCAGUGAUGUAGAACUGCAGGAGGCUAAAAUGCUUUCUUUCUCUUCAUUAGUAUUGUCUCAAUUUAAAUACUUGAACUGCUUUAUUAACUGGAUUAACAAAUUCAGUCAAAUCAUUUCCAUACUGUAGAUUUUAUUUUUGGAGAGCAGGUCAGAAUUUUAUCUUGGCUUGUUGAUUAAUUUUGAAGUUUUUAAUGCUUGUUUAGACUGAUUUUUAUUUGUCUAGUUUUGCCAGUAUUUCAGAUGCAUAGACUUAUUCUGCCAAUUUAAGAUAAUUACCACAUUUUGUUAUACAAUAUAUUUCAGUCCUUAAAUGAUUAAAGCAAACAGAGUAAUUAUAAGCAAUUUACAAUUCUUAGGAUAUAUUAUUAGAGAAUUUGGGACAGAAGGGAGGGAAUCUUGGUCUUGGCAAUAGAAACCUGCAACCAUUACAACUCAUCUGGCUAAAAAGUUUUAUCAGAUAUGCAAAUUAUUACACAGUUCUUUUGUUUAUCUGAAAUAUUGCCAUGUAAAGCUCAGUUCAUCAUGUAAUAAAAAUCUUACAUUUUAUACAUAACCUAGAAGGCUGCAUUCUGUGUUCUGAUUGGUGGGUAACUGGUGUUUUAUCAUCCACUACGGUAUGCAAAACCUUUUCUUGAAUGGUUAUCACUACUGUUAUCAGUUUGUUGCAUUGUCAGUGGGCCCCUUAAAAUAUAUGCUCCCAAUUCAACACAAUACUUAAGCAUGUGCCUAAGUAUGUGAGUAAGUCCCACUGAAGUCAGUGCUUGCCUGCUUUAAAGUCAGCCACUGCCUAAGUAUCUGUUUGAAUUAGGUCCUGACUCAUUAGUAUCUGCUUUGCAAUGCUCAAAUAUCUGAGGAAUUACUGGGCUGAAGUUUUGUACAGUGUCUUCUCAUCCUGAAAACUCAUCAUGUCAUGGAGCAUUUUAGAGAACAGUAAACUAUAAAUGUGAUAUAGAAAGUAUGGUACUUUUAAACAGCUUGUUCUUUUGUAAUCGAUCAACAUUAUCAUUCGUAUUAUGUGUAAAUACAUGGGAUAAUAUAUUAAUUGCCUCUAACACUAUUUUUGUCAUCGUUUUUCUUUUAUGUACUGACUUUUUCCAAAUGCUAUGACAUUUUUCGUUCAGAUGUGCUACAACUAAACUGGUGGUUUGUGUUGCUAGCCUAAAACCA
Messenger RNA from Chelonoidis abingdonii (Abingdon island giant tortoise), 2562 nucleotides. RefSeq names its product transmembrane protein 41B (gene TMEM41B). Gene Ontology annotation, cellular component: endoplasmic reticulum membrane. Lineage: Eukaryota; Metazoa; Chordata; Testudines; Testudinidae. The record is from RefSeq and is a predicted model, not a curated record. Gene Ontology annotation, biological process: autophagosome assembly.